This is a messenger RNA of Vollenhovia emeryi, 1052 nucleotides long. RefSeq lists its product as uncharacterized. The transcript has 3 exons. The record is from RefSeq and is a predicted model, not a curated record. Bases 281 to 1027 code for a protein of 248 amino acids. NCBI's taxonomy places the organism in Eukaryota, Metazoa, Arthropoda, Insecta, Hymenoptera, Formicidae.
CUUGAACAAAAAAAGGGGUUAAUGGGGUAAUAAAUUAAGUGUUUUUUUAAGAGAGUGGGAGGGAGAGAACGCAGGCGAGAUUUUUCUAUCUUAUUCUAUAUGCGUGGAAGGGAGAGGAGAACGCAGACGGCAGCGGUUGGGAUGGAGGGAGGAAGAUGUAGGAUUAAGGGUGGGGUAAGUUAACAAUUUUCCUGGGACUAGUAAAUACGUCCUCAGAGUUUCAGUCGUCGCCGUCGAAGUGAGUCGAUUUCUCCGGUGUUUCCAAUACAGUGUUAGAAGAAUGAAUCAUUACGUUCCUCUGGAUAUGUCGUCCAAGAAACAGUGUAACGCUUUUAGCAAUCGGCGUUACAUGCCGUAUGUUCCUCGAAGCAGUUAUACGCCAUCCGUUUCUCGACAUGAAACUGUUUCGUGCAAGAAACAGCAUGAUGCUUCUGAUAAACCUCGUAUCAUGAGCAGGAGAUUCGCCCUGACAUCUACUGCAUACUUGGAUGUUGGAAUCUGCGUGGUACCUGAUGCAUCCUAUGUGGAAUUCAUUCUCGGCGACAAUCGUGGAAAUAAGAUGGCGUUAAAUUAUUCAACGUGGAUGGAAUUUAACAAGAAACGUGCCGAAAUAGAGCAGCUCUUCAAGUCAACAGACGCAUCAUCAUCGGUACAGAUUGACAAUUUAGUUUUAGAACUUGUUAGAAUGUACAAUAAAAAAGUUGUAAAAUUCACGUUAGAUGACACUUGCAUGUACAUGAACAUGUCAACUGUAUUAUUUUUACUCAAACUCGAACAUUGUGUAGAGCAUGUAUAUCGCAAACAGUCGGAGGAUACAGAUGCUGUAAAUGAAAGCUUCGAUCAAUUUGUGUGUUGUUUGCAAAGUAAUAUGACCAGUGCCGAGAGAGAUGAUGCAAUUGGUAUACUGUACGAGGUAUAUAAUAAAACUUCUGUCAUAGAUUGUGAAUUAAUAGUUUAUGCUGUAGAUGAACUUAUUGUUGAAACCUUAAAACGAGGUGAUGAACGAAAAAAAUUAAUAAUUGUAUAAUAAAAUAAAAUUUUCAUCCACUAAC